Penicillium diatomitis is the source of this 1212-nucleotide messenger RNA. RefSeq names its product putative zinc knuckle nucleic acid binding protein (gene gisB). NCBI's taxonomy places the organism in Eukaryota, Fungi, Ascomycota, Eurotiomycetes, Eurotiales, Aspergillaceae. Gene Ontology annotation, molecular function: single-stranded RNA binding; translation regulator activity; mRNA binding. Gene Ontology annotation, cellular component: cytoplasm. The coding region runs from base 1 to 1212 and encodes 403 amino acids. The record is from RefSeq and is a predicted model, not a curated record. The transcript is spliced from 5 exons. Gene Ontology annotation, biological process: positive regulation of cytoplasmic translation.
AUGGUGCUGCACUACUGUCGUCGCUCUGAUCCCCCCCCGCGCGCCCGCCGAUCGAAGCGUCACCUCAUCUCAUACCUCACCUCACCUCGUCCUCCCUUGCGAAUUGCACCCGCCUCGGACUUGACUCCGCACCAUGAGUCAUUCUGUGUGAAUCUGCGGACGAUUCUCUGGUCGGUCAAACCUGCGACACGGAUCAAUUGGCCCUCACUGGCACCUCGGGAGGGAAUUCGCGAUAAGAGGGGUGUGGCACAUGACCAGCAUUUGAGAUCGCGCGGGGAAAGGAAAAAAAAAAAACCGAAGAUGAUGUUGUCCCGUCGUGCGUGCUACAAGUGUGGCAACAUUGGCCACUAUGCGGAGGUCUGCUCGUCCUCGGAGCGUCUCUGCUACAACUGUACGUCUUACAAUUGCUCGCAUCCUGGAUCUUUUUCCCCCUUGGGUUGCACAUCGGCCGAGGAUGCAAUGCUAACGUCUCAAUCACCUAGGCAAGCAACCUGGUAUGUUUUGGCAUGUAAUCAAAUGCGUCGGAUUAAGGACCCGUCUCACGAGGUUCGAAUACUAGGCCACGAGUCCAGCGCUUGCCCUCAGCCUCGUACCACUGAAACCAAGCAAUGCUACAAUUGCCAGGGUCUUGGCCAUGUCCAGGCUGACUGCCCUACCCUCCGCUUGAACGGUGGUGCCAAUGGCCGUUGCUACAACUGCAACCAGCCCGGUCACCUUGCUCGUAACUGCACCAACCCUGCCGCUCCUGGCGCUGGACGCCCUACCGGCCCCCGUGGUGGAUUCCAGGGCUACCGUGGCGGCUUCAGCGGCUACCCUCGUGCCGCGACCUGCUACAAGUGCGGCGGUCCCAACCACUUCGCCCGUGACUGUCAGGCCCAGGCCAUGAAGUGCUAUGCCUGCGGUAAGCUCGGCCACAUCUCUCGCGAUUGUACCGCCCCCAACGGUGGCCCUCUCAGCUCUGCCGGCAAGGUCUGCUACAAGUGCGCCCAGGCCGGUCACAUCUCUCGUGACUGCCCUACCAACACCGAGGCGUCCACCUCCGCUCCUGCCACUGGUGCUGCCCCCGCUGUUGAGCCCGCCGCCGUCGCUGCCGCUACAGCUCCCUCUGCUCCUGCUAUCCCCGCUCCCACCGCCGCCGUGGAGGCCAACGCCGAGGCCUCGCCCGUUGCUGCUGCCGCGGCCGCUACCGUCCCUGCCCCCACUGUCGCAUAA